Messenger RNA from Cervus elaphus (red deer), 3646 nucleotides. RefSeq names its product cytochrome c. Gene Ontology annotation, biological process: mitochondrial electron transport, ubiquinol to cytochrome c; mitochondrial electron transport, cytochrome c to oxygen. Gene Ontology annotation, cellular component: mitochondrial intermembrane space. Bases 153 to 470 code for a protein of 105 amino acids. Gene Ontology annotation, molecular function: heme binding; electron transfer activity. The record is from RefSeq and is a predicted model, not a curated record. The transcript has 3 exons. NCBI's taxonomy places the organism in Eukaryota, Metazoa, Chordata, Mammalia, Artiodactyla, Cervidae.
CGGACGUCAGGGGACCGGAGGGCGGAGCCAGUUUGGUUGCACCAACACCGGUACUUAGGCACGUACCGGCGUGUCCUUGGGCUUAGAAAGCGGGGCGUUCGGCUUGCGAGCGGGAACUUCUCGGUCGCGCCCAGAGAAAGAACGAUUUAAAAAUGGGUGAUGUUGAGAAGGGCAAGAAGAUUUUUGUUCAGAAGUGUGCCCAGUGCCAUACUGUGGAAAAGGGAGGCAAGCACAAGACUGGGCCAAACCUCCAUGGUCUGUUUGGACGAAAGACGGGUCAGGCUGCUGGAUUCUCUUACACAGAUGCCAACAAGAACAAAGGUAUCACCUGGGGAGAGGAGACGCUGAUGGAGUACUUGGAGAAUCCCAAGAAGUACAUCCCUGGAACAAAGAUGAUCUUUGCUGGCAUUAAGAAGAAGGGAGAGAGGGAGGACUUGAUAGCUUAUCUCAAAAAAGCUACCAAUGAGUAAUAGUUGGCCACUGCCUUAUUUAUUAUGAAACAGAAGUGUCUCAUGACUUUUUAUGUGUACCAUAUUUAAAUUGAUCUCACACACUAGAAUUCAGAUCAUGAACGGCUGAUGGAAUAAUUCUGUUGGACAGUCCUGAUUUAAAUAAGAUUGGUUUGUGGCUAAACAAAUAUGGUCAGCUUUUUUAAUUUUGAUAGUAAUUCCGGUUCAACAAGUACUAUCACUUUUCCCAUUCUAAAGAGAUGAUUGAACUUGAAUAAGGAAUAUUAAACUUCUUAGGGAGAUGGUGCAUUCCUUCUCAAACCCUAUAAGAGAUUGGUUUUAUAUUUAGAUUUCUAUAACUGGUUAUAUUAAUAUAUUUAAAUACUGAAAAGGUCCCUUCACUGUCUCAUAGAACAGAGGAGGAUUCAGAUGUGUUUGAAGUUGUGUUCAUUAGCCUGUUAAGGCAAGAAUUGAAAAUACACUGACAAAUUCCACUUAUCUUUUUGGUUUUAUAAACUAUGCCAAUUUAAUUAAAAUUCUCUAUCUAAAAUUUAGCCUUUUACUUAAUGAAAGGCAUUUUAGUGUGGUUUAUGUAUAGCAUCAAAUAAAGAGUAUUUAGCACCUCACAUUUUGUAGAUGAUCUUUAAGAUCAGAUGCUUUUAAAAUUCACUGUGACAGGAUAUGUUAACGAACUUUGCUUGUUAAUUCUUCACAAAGUCAGACUAAGUUAUAAUUCAGGGUUGUCUUUUAAACAGGAAUUCAGAAAUGCAACUGUAGAACUACUUGUAUAUGGUGAUUGGUAAUCGUGCUUUUGCCAACUCAUUAGAAGGAUUAGAGGGGCUAUAUCAUUAGCUCAAAUUUGUAAACUCUCUGAUCAUAAGGCUUAAGAAUUAAAAAACAAAGUCACAGAUCAUGAUUUUUCUAACUUGAUUUAAUGGCAUACCAAAAUGGUUGAAAAAUACAGUAGCCCAAACAGGCAGCAUUAUUACUAGUGAUAGUAGUAGAUUGUGUUUACUUGGUCUUCUAGGACAGCCUGCCCUAGAACAACACCUCAGUCAUCCACUCAGUUUCUCUGGCCAGAAUGAGCACUGCAACAUUUAGGUCAACUGUAGAAAGAAGACUUUCUGGUCAUAGUGUUAUGGUAUGUACAGUGUGUGGUGAUAGUUUAUGUGCUAAAUUAUUCAUGCAGUUUGUGCCAUACAUGGUUAGUGUAGUCCCUAGAAAUUUUGUGGAAUGGUGAACUUGAACUAAGCCAUAGAAAAUACUGAGAGAAAUUCUCAGUGGGGGGGAAUAAGUCUGUACCAGUGGUGAGAGCCAUUUCUGUGUGACAGAGAACUGGGAGAAGGCCUUGUCAAAAGUGAUGGGGAUGUUUAUUUAGGUCUGUAAGGCCUGAUAGAGCACUGUGUAACUUGUGAAUCUUAUUUUCAGUCAUUGGAGAAAUGUGAAAAAGCAAAGAAGUUAGUCUGAAAACAUCGGCAGAAACAAUUUGGGGAAGCAGAUGCCUGUUAUAAUUCAGGUGGUAUCCAGGUCAGUGAAGCAGUUAGCUUCUAAGAGAGUUCUGCACUAGUGUGGGAACACAUGGAGACCAGGAAAUGGACUGAUUUCUGUGCUUCCUAAGCCAACUAAGGCCUGUGUUGGCAGAGAAUUGUUGAGUUCUAGGCCAGUUAUACUCAAUAAGUGCCUCUAAUAUAGUUAAUUCAGGGCUUCCCUGGUGGCCCAGAUGGUAAAGCAUCUGCCUGCAACUCAGGAGACCUGGAUUCAAUCCCUGGGUCGGGAAGAUCCCCUGGAGAAGGAAAUGGUAGCGCAUUGCCAUAUUUUUGCCUGAAGAAUUCCAUGAACAGAGGAGCCUGGCAGUCCAUGGGGUCUCAAAGAGUCAGACCCGACUGAGCAACUAACACUUUUCAGUGCAGAAGUACACACUGAUCUGCUUCUUUGGCCCCAGACCAUUGUCAUGGUGUUCACAUACUCAGAAGUAUAAUACAAAAAAUUAGAUUUCCACUUGUUUAAUACCACUUGGAUUCCAGGUUAUCUUAUUUGGAGAUUGAGUUAUUUGGAAACUCUGGUCAUAACCCCAGGCUUUCUUGGUUCAUUCAGAAAGCUAAACAGGUGCAUUCUAUUUCUCAAAGGGUAAACAUGUCCAGGUUUUUAGGAACUUGACUAGUAGUCUUGUUAUGUAGCAUAUCUUUCCACACAUACAUAAUGAUAAGAAGGCCAAUGUGUGGUAAGUGAUACAUCAUUGACAGUUUUUUAAAAUAGCAAGAGACUGACUUGCUCAUGCUUUGGUUAAGUUGGCUAUUUUAGUCAUAUUAGAGGUCGCACUAUUGGAACUAGAAGAGAUCUCAGAGAUUCUUCGAUUCUAACUGGACAGAUGAGAGGUGAGAUUAACCUUAACUAGGCUCAGGGAACUAUGGAAACUACUCACUUGGUUGAGCUGGGCCCUAGCAGGACCUAGUAGUCCAGCCUUGCAGAUCACUGAGAGGAAGGUAACUGAGGCACAUAGCAGAUACCUGUGUUUGGAGAGGGGUAGGCUUGGCCCAGUUCUUUAACACCCCUACACCGAGCUGUGAAGGUUUUUAAGGUAUGCCGUGGGCAGAGGCAAGUAUCUGGACUGGGACACAGCCCAUGCCAUUUCCAGAGUGUUGCUUUCUUUCCACAUGUUGAAAGGAGUCGUCCUGCCUGGGAGCUUUGAGGGUUGCUGGGCCCAGAGUGGCCAAAGUCACAUGCUCUUGCUCCACUGACCUGAUUGCAGUCCUAAUUAGGGGAGGGGAGAACACCUGCCUCCUUUUCCGGCCCCUCCGGAUUUGUUACCAUUUUUCUUGUACUCAACAUCUGCCAGGAAAUAUUGUCUACACUGGAAAAAAACUACAUGAGUGACAGCUGAAACCACAACCAAGCUACUCUGACCAUAGUUUGGUCUUAGUCUAACUCCAUUUUACCAGAAAUAUUAAUGAGCUGCUUCCAGUUUGCUUUUUCUUUAUUCAUUAGAAUUGUGCCUGUGUUCCACAUUGAUGCCAUUAAAUACAUGUGUAUAGCUUGAACAGCAUCCUCUGAAGAACAACCAUUGGACUACUUAAUUUUAUUUGUGUUGUAACGAAGAAUGCUGGGUUUUGAGAAUGGAAAAAUUGUGUUCAGAGUGGGGGUUAGUAAGCAGUCCCGAAGCUUUUUGUAAAUAAAACUAUUGGCGCAUGGCCACUAUA